Messenger RNA from Hibiscus syriacus, 2105 nucleotides. Its product is annotated as probable methyltransferase PMT11. NCBI's taxonomy places the organism in Eukaryota, Viridiplantae, Streptophyta, Magnoliopsida, Malvales, Malvaceae. Bases 28 to 2022 code for a protein of 664 amino acids. Gene Ontology annotation, cellular component: cytoplasm; trans-Golgi network; endosome. The transcript has 9 exons. The record is from RefSeq and is a predicted model, not a curated record. Gene Ontology annotation, molecular function: methyltransferase activity.
AAAGUCGUUUUGAGGCGUUCAUCAACCAUGAAACUUCUCGGCUAUGUCGAUUCGCUCAAAAGCCAAACGUCGAUCAAAUUUGCGGCCUUUAUUUUCAUCUCCUUGUUUUUCUUCUACUUAGGAAGGCACUGGUCCGAUGGUUCCCGUCAACUCAUCUUCUUCCCCCGUCAAUCCCCUUCUGAAGCGACAUCAUCUUCACCUUCCGUCUCUCUUUCUCGUAACCUCAAUAAAGAAUUCAACAUCUCCGCUCUCAUUAACACUCCCGGACCACCUCCAGUUAAAAAAGUUCGGCCUCCUCCUCCUCCGCCGGAGUUCGAGACUUUCGGUAUUGUAGACGAGAACGGUAUGAUGUCGGAUAAGUUUGAGAUUGGGGAGCUCGAUCUGAACUUGGUGGAGAAUUGGUGGAACGGAACGGAGAUUGAAGUGAAAACGGGAAAAGAGGGUGUUAAGUCUACGUUUACGGUUAAGAAAUUUGGGUUUUGUGGAGAGAAUAUGAAAGACUAUAUACCGUGUUUGGAUAACGUGGAAGCCAUUAAGAGGCUUAAAUCGACGGAGAGAGGGGAGAGAUUUGAACGACAUUGCCCGGAGAAAGUGAAAGGAUUGAAUUGUUUGAUUCCGACUCCUAAAGGAUAUCAUCCUCCGAUCCCCUGGCCUAGGAGCCGCGAUGAGGUAUGGCUCAAAAAUGUUCCUCAUACACGUCUAGUGGAUGAUAAUGGUGGUCAAAGUUGGAUAUCCAAAAAAGGGAAGGAUAAACUCAAGUUUCCUGGAGGUGGCACACAGUUCAUACAUGGGGCAGAUCAAAAUCUGAAUCAGAUUUCUAAGAUGGUUCCUGAUAUUACAUUUGGUCAUAACAUUCGGGUUGUUCUGGAUGUUGCAUGUGGUGUGGCAAGUUUUGGUGCCUAUUUGAUGUCUCGGAAUGUUAUAACCAUGUCAAUAUCUCCCAAAGAUGUCCAUGAAAACCAGGUUCAAUUGGCACUUGAGCGUGGAGCGCCUGCACUGGUGGCUGCAUUUGCAACUCGCCGUUUAUUGUACCCAAGUCAAGCUUUUGAUUUGAUACAUUGCUCUCGAUGUCGCAUCAAUUGGACUCGUGAUGAUGGAAUUUUGCUUCUCGAGGUCAAUAGAAUGCUCAGGGCUGGUGGAUAUUUUGCUUGGGCCGCCCAGCCAGUUUACAAGCAUGAAGAGGCCUUUGAGGAACAAUGGGAAGAGAUGCUUAGUCUUACUACUCACCUCUGCUGGGAUCUUGUAAAGAAGGAAGGAUAUAUUGCAAUAUGGCAGAAGCCCUUGAAUAACAGCUGUUAUUUAAGCCGAGAAGCCAGGACUAGUCCUCCUUUAUGUGAUCAAGAUGAUGACCCAGAUAAUGUUUGGUAUGUUGAUCUGAAGGCCUGCAUUAGUCAACUUCCUGAGAAUGAAUAUGGUGCAAAUGUUGCUCCUUGGCCUGCUCGUCUGCAAAUCCCACCUGACAGGCUGCAGAGCAUACAAAUUGAUUCGUCCAUAGCCAGAAAAGAGCUCUUCAUGGCAGAAUCAAAAUACUGGAAUGAAAUAGUGGCGAGUUAUGUCCGUGUUCUACAUUGGAAGAAAUUUCAACUAAGAAAUGUAUUGGACAUGAGAGCUGGCUUUGGAGGAUUUGCAGCCGCUAUAAUUGAGAAUCGACUUGAUGCUUGGGUUCUAAAUGUGGUCCCUGUUAGUGGGCCUAAUACCUUACCUGUAAUUUAUGAUCGUGGAUUAAUAGGUGUCAUGCAUGACUGGUGCGAACCAUUUGAUACAUACCCAAGGACGUAUGAUCUUUUGCAUGCAGCAGGCCUUUUCUCAAUUGAGAGGAAAAGAUGCAAUAUGUCUACAAUCAUGCUUGAAAUGGACCGGAUGUUGAGACCUGGUGGACGAGUAUACAUUCGUGAUUCUCUCGAUGUUAUGGGUGAACUUGUAGAGAUUGCAAAAGCCAUGGGUUGGCAUCCGACUCUACGCGAUACAUCUGAAGGUCCUCAUGCAAGUUACAGGAUAUUGACAUGUGACAAGCGCCAUUGAACAAAUUUGAACAAGAAGUCCAACUUGUAUUAUCUGUGAUAUUUACCGAAGCGUACCGAAAACGUAUAAUCCAGAGAGGUAAA